Molecule: messenger RNA, 132 nt
Organism: Phytophthora nicotianae INRA-310
Lineage: Eukaryota; Oomycota; Peronosporomycetes; Peronosporales; Peronosporaceae
Exons: 2
Coding region: 1-132 (43 amino acids)
Source: RefSeq, a predicted model, not a curated record
AUGACAGCUCCAGCUGUGACAUUUGUAGAGGAUAGCCGUCAAGACGAAGUCAUCAAAGCGCGUGACACAAACAAGAGGUUGUUUCAGGCUUUCAAGGACGAAGCAUCAAAGUACCAGACAAUGAAUAUCUAG